AAAAAUUAUUGUAACAAUAAAACAUUUAUAAAACAGAUCACUGAUCCAGAGUUAAGUUAUGAACGCUAUUCAUGCUAUUGUCAACCGUAGGCUAGCCGCAGAUUCGGCUAAAAAAAUAAUCCACCCAGCAGCAGACCGGAACAAAGAACCAAUCUUGAAUGUUCUUAAAAAAAUAAUAUGUCCUGGAGCAAAUCAAGUCUUCUUGGAAAUAUCUUCAGGCACUGGCCAGCACAUGGCUCACUUUGCCCCGAAUUUUCCUCAGGUAACUUUCUACCCCUCUGAGUACGAUCAGGAAUCGCUUGAAAGUAUUUCUACAUAUGUAUCCGGUUUCACGAAUGUCCACGAGCCGCUCCUCAUUGACAUCACGACAAACUACACUACUUGGGGUGAUGGAAUUUUUAAAAAAAGCAGCAUUGAUUAUAUCUACAACUCUAAUAUGGUUCACAUUUCGCCGUUCGAGACUUCUGUAGGUUUGUUCAAAAAUGCUGGAGAACUUCUGAAGCCCAAUGGGACGCUCAUUACCUACGGGCCUUAUGCUAUCGAUGGGAAAAUUACUCCUGAGAGCAAUGUUCAAUUUGAUAAGACACUCAAGUCUAGGGAUCCUCGCUGGGGAAUAAGAGAUAUCAGAGAUUUGGAAAAGUUAGCAGCGGAAAAUGGUAUUAAGUUUGUUGAAAUGUUCGACAUGCCGGCUAAUAAUAAAACUUUGAUAUGGAAAAAAGAGUAAAAUGUUAAACCAAAGUAAAGUUAUUCUUUUAAAUUGUAAUCUCAUUUUUUAUGACUGGUAUUCACGCAGGAUAGUUUUGAUUUUUGAUACUGAAAUUAACAGACGUUCAAUAAUUUUUUUU
Molecule: messenger RNA, 845 nt
Organism: Cotesia glomerata
Lineage: Eukaryota; Metazoa; Arthropoda; Insecta; Hymenoptera; Braconidae
Product: methyltransferase-like 26
Exons: 3
Coding region: 59-724 (221 amino acids)
Source: RefSeq, a predicted model, not a curated record